Molecule: messenger RNA, 1193 nt
Organism: Paramecium pentaurelia
Lineage: Eukaryota; Ciliophora; Oligohymenophorea; Peniculida; Parameciidae
Source: the annotation of a GenBank genome assembly
AUGGAACGCUAUAGGAAGAUAGAAUUAAAGGGAAAAGGUAGUUAUGGAUAAGCUAUAUUGGUUUAAAAUAAAUAGGAUAGAAAAUUUUAUAUCAUGAAGGUAAUCUGAAGGCUAUUAUAGAUAAUAGAUGCAUCUAAAUUUGACAUGAAAGAAAAAGAAAAUGCACUUAAUGAAAUAGAUGUAUUAAAGAAUUUACAUCAUCCAUGUAUAAUAGAAUACAGAGAAUCUUUUGUAGAUAGAAAGUAAAUCAAUAUAUCUAAUUUAGUAAAUAUUUAUGUAUUGUAAUGGAUUAUGCAGAAGAAGGAACUUUACAUUAAAGACUUGAAUAAUAAAAAUAAAAAUAAGAACAUUUGAAAGAAUCCUAAAUUAUUGAAUGGUUCACAUAAAUUUGUUUAGCUGUCAAAUACAUCCAUGAUAGACGAAUCAUACAUCGAGAUAUCAAAACUCAAAAUAUUUUUAUUUCAAAAGGAGAAAUUAAAUUAGGAGAUUUUGGAAUUGCAAAAUCAUUAAUUAAUUCAGAAGAUCUCUGCUAAACUGCUAUAGGAACUCCAUAUUAUAUAAGUCCAGAAGUGUGUUAAAGAAUUCCUUAUGAUUUUAAAUCAGAUAUUUGGAGUUUAGGUUGUAUGUUAUAUGAAAUGAUGGCUUUAAAACAUGCAUUUGAUGCAAAAAGUAUAAUAUUUUAAUAAAUAUAGCAAUGGAGGGAUUAUUUUUGAAAAUCAUUACUGGAAAAUACUAACCUGUACCUACAUUUUAUUCAUAAGAACUUAUUUAAUUAUUAAAGGAUAUAUUAAAUACAGAUCCAUAGAAAAGACUAACUAUUAAUCAAAUAUUAGAUUAUAGAAUAGUUAGAAAAUCAAGAAAUGAAUUUUUGUAAAGAAAAACUUACAAUUUACAAAAGAUUCAAUUUAUUUCUGGAUAAAUUAGUAAAUAUGAGAAUCACUCUGGGAAAAUUAGACAUUAUUAGAGUGAAUAAAAAUUUAUUGGAGAAUCACUUGCAGAUUAAAUUGAGAAGAUGAGAAUGGAUCUUGAAGAAUAAUUAGGAGUUGAAAAAUUUAUAUUAAUUUAUAAUUCAUUAGUACUAUAUUUUAUGAUAAUUAGAUUAGAAAAAUGAGGAAGAUCCUUUAAAGUAUUGUGAUGAGAUUACAUUAGAUAAAAUUAACUAACUUCUAGGGUUAGAACAAUUAAUAUUUUGA